UUUUUAUAAAAUUAAUUGUGAGGGCCAUAGACCACAGUAGAUAAUGGUCGUUAGAGAAAUUACAAUGAGGGAGUUGCUAAUAAAUGAAGUUAUUAAGAAAACCCUUCGCCAUAAUAUAAAUUUCUCCCUAUGCGUCUCCUCCAAUUAUAUCUGCUUCUUUCUUUCUUUGGUUGGCACACAAGGAGGUUUGGAAAGUAAUGGCCAAGGCUAUGAAGAGAAUCCUUCCAAAAGUGGGAGAUGAAGCAGCACAAGCAAAAGAAGAAGAAGCUCCGAUCCAUGGAGAUGUGUUGGAGGCGAUGAUCCUCACCCGCCUGACGCUGCUGGACUUGGUGGCAGCGUCUCUCGUCUCCAAGGCGUGGCAAUGCUCCGUCUCUACCUCCCUCCGCAUCUCACCUCGUGUCAGGCCCUGGUUCAUAGUCUACGCCCUUCACCACCGCAACCAUUCCCUCACUUCCGCCUUCGCAUUCGAUCCUUCCUCUCACGUUUGGCUUCGCAUCCAAAACACCCACAACUUCCACUUCACUACCACCACCACCGGCGCACUCCGAUACUCCGACUCCCAAAACCUACUCUACACACUCUCCACCACCGGAUUCUCCUUCUCCUCCGACCCCUUCCACCUGACUUGGCACCAUGUGAAACCGCCACUUGUCUGGCGCGAGAACCCAAUUGUGGCACGCCUCGGCUCCCGUCUGCUCGUCGCCGGUGGCACCUGCGACUUUGUCGAUGACCCACUCGCCGUCGAGAUGUACGACAUCGCCUCCGGGAAAUGGGACACCUGUCAGCCCAUGCCGUUCUUACUCAAGGACUCCGCCACCAGCACUUGGAUCUCCACCGCCGCCGCCGACAACAAGGUCUACCUGCUAGAGAAGCGCUCCCGUCUGAUCUGCUCCUUCGAUGCGGAGACCAAGACAUGGGGACCCACCUUUAAUCUGAACCUGAUCUCGAACCCCAACAAUAUUAAUCCACCUGUGUCUGUGUUUCACUCCACCAUCGGCUUCAUCGACAACCGGCUAGUACUGGUGGGUCUAAUGGGGGAAACCGAGGACUUGCACGGCCUGGGGCUCUGGGAAAUCGAUCAAAACACCUAUGAGUGUAGGCCCAUCGGGGAGAUGCCGUCGGAGAUGGUGAAGAGGCUCAGGAACGCGAACUCGCCGCUGUCGACCAUGAGUACAUCCAUGGAGGGUGGUUCCAUUUACAUCUACGAUCCUCGGAAUCCAGAGAAGAUAUUCUUGUGCGAAUUGAACGAGGGGAUCUGCGAAUGGGGUUACUCUGUGAAUCCAAUGGUGAAAGAUCGGAAAUCAAUGGAGAGAUUUGUGUUCACGAGUUCCAGAGUAAGGAUGGGCGACCUUCGCAACGCUCUGUCGACUGGAAACCGUACUUUCACGGUGGAAUCCGAUGGAGAUGGCCUUUCCAGAUCCCACUCUUUCACUGUUCCCUGUCUGUCUUAGGCAUUUGUACAUAUGACUAUUCAACACCUGUGUCUCACGAGCGUGGACCACGAAUCCCGUGAUUCUUCACAUCCUAAUUCAUUUACGCUAGAUUUUUAAAAUGAGCAACGAUAUACCCAUGCUCAAAUUUGCGUAUCGAUGAGGAUGUUUCGUUUAUGAGAUCUUAGGGUUCUUGGGGUUUAACAUUUUAAAUUCAUAAUUUUGAGAUAGAAUUAGCUGCUCAUAGGAUCACCUUCUGCCAUUAUAAGGAUAAAAAGGGGUACAUUUGAUAACAAAAAGGACAUGUAUUGAAUGUUGACUUGUAUGAGCCGUUGAUCUGUUUUCCUUGUAUGCAUCUCCUUUCUUCAUUAGUGGAUUUGUGUUCGUCG
Molecule: messenger RNA, 1819 nt
Organism: Macadamia integrifolia
Lineage: Eukaryota; Viridiplantae; Streptophyta; Magnoliopsida; Proteales; Proteaceae
Product: F-box/kelch-repeat protein At1g23390-like
Exons: 2
Coding region: 198-1451 (417 amino acids)
Biological process (GO): proteasome-mediated ubiquitin-dependent protein catabolic process
Cellular component (GO): nucleus; cytosol
Molecular function (GO): protein binding
Source: RefSeq, a predicted model, not a curated record